AGAAUACAAGCCUUAAAGUAAGUGAGCCAUGUGAGUCUCAUUUAUUUUUAAAAGAAACCUCUGAGAAGAGCUUAGAACAAUUUUUUCCCUUGAGUGCCAUUUCCCAAAGGUACUCACUGAACAAUAAGGUGUGACUGUAAUGGCUGCACUGAGUUGUCUUUUGGACAGUGUUAGAAGGGACAUAAAGAAGGUGGACAGAGAAUUAAGACAGUUGAGAUGCAUCGAUGAAUUCAGCACCCGAUGCCUGUGCGACUUGUACAUGCACCCGUACUGCUGCUGUGACUUGCAUCCCUACCCGUACUGCCUGUGCUACUCGAAGCGAUCGCGUUCCUGCGGCCUGUGUGACCUCUACCCGUGCUGCCUGUGUGACUACAAGCUGUACUGCCUUCGCCCGUCCCUCAGGAGUUUGGAGAGGAAAGCCAUCAGAGCCAUCGAGGACGAAAAGAGAGAGCUUGCCAAGCUCAGAAGAACAACAAACAGAAUCCUGGCCUCCUCUUGCUGUAGCAGUAACAUCUUGGGGUCAGUGAACGUGUGUGGCUUUGAACCUGAUCAAGUCAAAGUACGAGUAAAGGACGGAAAGGUGUGUGUGUCAGCUGAACGGGAGAACAGGUACGACUGCCUCGGAUCCAAAAAGUACAGCUAUAUGAACAUCUGCAAAGAGUUCAGCUUGCCGCCAUGUGUAGACGAAAAGGAUGUAACCUACUCCUACGGCCUCGGCAGUUGUGUCAAGAUCGAGUCUCCAUGCUACCCUUGUGCUUCCCCCUGCAACCCAUGCAACCCCUGCAACCCAUGCAGCCCCUGCAGCCCUUGCAACCCUUGCAACCCCUGCGACCCCUGCAACCCCUGCUACCCCUGUGGAAGCCGAUUUUCCUGUAGGAAAAUGAUUUUGUAAAUUGUGCUUAGGAAUCCAUGUCUUAGCCGAAGUCAGGUACUCCAGCCAGGCAGCUCUUCCAGCAUUUCUCUUCCCCUUCCCAUGGCCCUUGUUGUUCAAGUACAUAGGAAACUAAAUACAUAACUGCAAUCUGC
Messenger RNA from Marmota flaviventris (yellow-bellied marmot), 1026 nucleotides. RefSeq names its product outer dense fiber of sperm tails 1 (gene Odf1). Gene Ontology annotation, cellular component: outer dense fiber. NCBI's taxonomy places the organism in Eukaryota, Metazoa, Chordata, Mammalia, Rodentia, Sciuridae. The record is from RefSeq and is a predicted model, not a curated record.